CAACCAACUCUAGUACAAGCGAUGCCAAGCGAGAGUCCGAUUUUGCAUUGAGUAGACAGAGACGUACAAAUGUUUCGUGCUCUUUCUAUCAAGUGCAAAAUCAGAAACUCGCUGUUUCACUGUUUCUCGUUCAAAAUGGCUAAGUAAAAAACUCUAAACAAAACCACGUAAUUUAUGAAAGAAACUGAUCGGUCCGUUGUGUCUAACCACGCGCUCCUCUUACGCAGGUACCCAAUACUGUUUAAAAAUGUCCGAUAUUACAGAAGUUUCGAGUAGCAAAGUCUUUGGAGGAUGGCAAAAAGUUUAUUCUCACAAUAGUUCUGAACUACAAUGUAAAAUGAAUUUUGGAAUUUUUCUUCCUGCUCAAAUUGAAGAAGAAUCUGUACCAGUUAUCUACUGGCUAUCCGGUUUGACGUGUACGGAAGCUAAUUUUAUUCAAAAAGCAGGAGCACAAAAAUAUGCUUCCGAGCAUGGAGUAGUUUUAGUCGCACCCGAUACAAGUCCUCGUAAUGUUAAUAUACCCGGGGAAGAUGAUAGCUGGGACUUUGGAUCUGGUGCUGGUUUUUACGUCGACGCGACGAAUGAACCCUGGGAAAAGAAUUAUAGAAUGUACAGUUACAUUACUAAGGAACUGCCAGCUUUGAUUAAUGACAAAUUUCCAGUCUUACCACAUAAGCAGUCCAUAAUGGGCCACAGCAUGGGUGGACAUGGAGCUCUGAUAUGUGCUUUAAAAAAUCCUGGUUUAUACAAAACGGUUUCUGUUUUUGCACCUAUAUGUAAUCCAAUUUUGUGCCCAUGGGGCAAGAAAGCUUUUACUGGUUAUUUUGGUGGACCAGAGACCAAUGCUGUAUGGAAAGAUUGGGAUGCUACAGAACUGGCUAAAAAGUAUAACGGGCCCCCAUUGGAAAUUUUAAUCGAUCAGGGAAAGGAAGACACGUUUUUAAAAGAUGGGCAAUUAUUGCCAGAAAAUUUCUUAACAGCUGUGAAAGAUGCUAAGUUAUCACUGACUCUUAGAUUUCAAGAGGGCUAUGAUCACAGUUAUUUUUUUAUAUCAACGUUCAUCGAAGACCAUAUUAAACAUCAUGCCAAAUAUCUUAGAACCUAGUUCAGCAGACACUAUUUUAUUUAAAACAUAUUUUAUAUAAAAAAAAAGAUGUCUUAUAUUGAAAGUGGAAUGAACGAAGAGAGAAACGAGAAUUAAUUAUGUAAAUAAAUUAUGACUGUACAGGCUGCAGACUUACUCCUUUUAAAUUUUUGAAUUCUUCAUAAUAUUUGUAGGAAAGGUAAGCAAUGAUUGUGAAAAAUAUAAUGAAUAUUUGGAAUAUUAAUUUGUGUAAAUUGCACUUGCAUCAUUGCGUCGAACAAAAAAAAAUUAUGUUACCAAAAGAUCCCAUAUAGUAGAUCCAAUUCUUCUAAAAUAACCCUGUUUGUUUUCGUAUAAGUAUUAUUAAAUCUAUCAAAAUUUUAUCGACGAGCAAAUUUGUGAUCAAUUGUGUUACUAUAUUUGUACGAACUACAUCUUGAGAUUCAUUCGUAGCAGCUUCUAAUUCAUUGUGAUAUGCUUCGACAAAUACUUUAUACCUUUAAAUUCAUGGCUGU
Messenger RNA from Colletes gigas, 1599 nucleotides. RefSeq names its product S-formylglutathione hydrolase. Bases 248 to 1105 code for a protein of 285 amino acids. Gene Ontology annotation, molecular function: S-formylglutathione hydrolase activity. Gene Ontology annotation, biological process: formaldehyde catabolic process. Gene Ontology annotation, cellular component: cytosol. NCBI's taxonomy places the organism in Eukaryota, Metazoa, Arthropoda, Insecta, Hymenoptera, Colletidae. The record is from RefSeq and is a predicted model, not a curated record. The transcript has 5 exons.